AUGACCUCCAACAUGAGUGUGUCUGGACAACAGGACUUUAAGAAAGACGAGAGAAUGAUGGAGGGAAAGAGAUCAGACUCACCAGAACCCAGCGGUGUGUCCAUGAAGAGUGACGAGUCAAUGGGAACUCCUUUUAACUUCAGAGACAGAGACAGUUCUACUGAUGUGAGACCACAAAAAUCAAACAUCAACAGAAAACAGCUGGACUCUAUAUUCAAGGAGCUGGAACACAAAGUCAUCACUCUGAUAAAGAAUGAGCUGAAGAGGUUUAGGAAGCUCCUGAGUCCAGAUUACCCAGCAUGCACUGAGAGGGAGGUGGAGGAUGAGGAGGAUCUGCACAGUGUCAGAGACGGAGCGCUGAAGAUCACACUGCACGUCCUGAAGAACAUGAACCACACAGAUCUCGCUAACACACUGUACAACAAACUCGCCCCUGUGUAUCAGACAAAGUUAAAGUCCAAUCUGAGGAAGAAGUUUAAAAGAAUUAAUGAAGGAAUCUCACAGCAUGGAAGCUCAGCACUUCUGAAUGAGAUCUACACUGAGCUCUACAUCACAGAGGGUUGGAGUGGAGACGUCAAUAAUGAACAUGAGGUGAGACAGAUUGAGGCAGCAUCCAGGAGACCAGCAACACAGGAGAAACCCAUCAAAUGUAAUGAGAUCUUUAAAGGCAAGUCCAUCAGAACUGUGCUGACUAAAGGAGUUGCUGGAAUUGGAAAAACAGUCUCUGUGCAGAAGUUCAUUCUGGACUGGGCUGAAGGAGAAGUAAAUCAGGACGUCACCUUCAUGUUCCCACUUCCCUUUAGAGAGCUGAAUCUGAUGAAGCAGCAAAAUCUCAGUCUGAUGAAUCUUCUUCAUCACUUUUUCCCAGAAAUAAGAAAACCAGAAUCAAUAGACUGUGACUCCUACAAAGUGGUGUUGAUCUUUGAUGGUCUGGAUGAGUGUCGACUUCCUCUAAAUUUCCAGAAGAAUGAGAGAUUGUGUGAUGUGACAGAGUCAGCCUCAGUGGAUGUGCUGCUGACGAACCUCAUCAAGGGGAAUCUGCUUCCCUCUGCUCUCCUCUGGAUAACCACAAGACCAGGAGCAGCCAAUCAGAUCCCUCCUGAGUGUGUAGACCAGGUAACAGAGGUACGAGGCUUCAGUGAUCCUCAGAAAGAGGAGUACUUCAGGAAGAGGAUCAGUGACCAGAGAAUGGCUAAUAAAAUCAUCACACACCUGAAGUCUUCAAGAAGCCUCUACAUCAUGUGCCACAUCCCUGUCUUCUGCUGGAUCUCAGCCACUGUUCUAGAGAGAAUGUUGGGUGGAGCAGAGGGUGGAGAGAUCCCCAAGACUCUGACUCAAAUGUACACGCACUUCCUGUUCUUUCAGAUCAAACACAAGGACCAAAAGUACCAUCAGAAAUGUGACCCUGAUCCUCAGCAGACCAGAGAGAGUAUCAUGGCACUGGGAAAACUGGCUUUCCACCAGCUGGAGAAAGGAAACCUGAUCUUCUAUGAGGAAGACCUGAGAGAGUGUGGCAUUGACGUCAGAGAAGUGUCAGUGUACUCAGGAGUGUGUACCCAGAUCUUCAGAGAGGAGUUUGGGCUUCACCUGGGGAAGGUGUUCAGCUUCGUACAUCUGAGUGUUCAGGAGUUUCUGGCUGCUUUAUAUGUAUUUUUCUGCUUUAUUUUACGAAAUACAAAUGUGCUUGUGGGACAAAGCACUGGACUUUUUAAUCUCUUCAGAAAUCCAAACAUGUCUGAUCUCCUCAGGAGUGCAGUGGACAAGGCCUUACAGAGUGAGAAUGGACACCUGGACCUGUUCCUCCGCUUCCUUCUGGGUCUCUCACUGGAGACCAAUCAGACUCUUUUACGAGACUUAAUGCCACAGACAGGAAGCAGAUCUCACAGCAAACAGGAAACAGUGGAGUACAUCAAGGAGAAGAUCAGGGAGAAUCCAUCUCCAGAGAAAUCCAUCAAUCUGUUCCACUGUCUGAAUGAACUGAAUGAUCAUUCUCUAGUGCAGGAAGUACAAACUUACCUGAACAGAGAAGGUUACAGACGUCUCAGUGUAACCAGACUCUCUCCUGCUCAGUGGUCAGCUCUGGUGUUUGUGUUACUGACCUCAGAACAGGAGCUGGAUGAGUUUGAUUUGUAUAAAUAUGAUCCAUCACAUGAAGGUCUUCUGAGGCUGCUGCCAGUGGUCAAAGCCUCCAGAAAAGCUAUUCUGUGUCUCUGUAAUCUGACAGAGGAAAGCUGUAGAGUUCUGUCCUCAGUUCUCAGCUCAAACUCCUCCAGUCUGAGAGAACUGAACCUGAGUGUCAAUAAACUGCAGGAUUCAGGAGUGAAGCUGCUCUCUGAUGGACUGAAGGAUCCACACUGUACACUGGAGAUACUGAGGAUGUGGGACUGCAGUAUUACAGAUGAAGGUUGUGCUGCUCUGGCUUCAGCUCUGAGGUCAAACUCCUCAUCACACCUGAGAGAACUGAAUCUGAACAAUAAUAAUCCAGGAGAAUCAGGAGUGAAGCUGCUCUCUGAUCUACUGAAGGAUCCACACUGUAAACUGGAGACACUAAGUCUGUGUCUCUGUAAUCUGACAGAGGAAAGCUGUAGAGUUCUGUCCUCAGUUCUCAGCUCAAACUCCUCCAGUCUGAGAGAACUGAACCUGAGUGGCAAUAAACUGCAGGAUUCAGGAGUGAAGCUGCUCUCUGAUGGGCUGAAGGAUCCACACUGUACAUUGGAGAUACUAGACAUAUGUAGGCCAGAUGUAAACAAGAAAAGAUGUUUAUUGUAAACAUAAACUUAGUAAAAGUAACCAGACUCAGUGCUGUCAGGUCUAGCCAGUCUGAGCUCUCUGAUCAAUAAUGUGUGAGGAAGUGAAAGUCAAGAGUUCAGCUGAAACAGGCCUCAUGAAGGCAGUAGGGUGAGACAGCUGAAGCAGGCGACCAGCUGGACAGACCUGCUGAAUCUGAGAUUGAGGGUCUAAGGGGAACCUGACCUUUAGUGGAAAUAGAGAAACUAAGGCUUAAAAUAUGCAUGUGCGUGCAAGCCCAGUCUGGAACGUGACAGACUGAGAUCAUAACAAUGUUCAGCUCAUACUGUAGGUUUAGUAAGUUUAAGGAGUCAACAUAGACAGUAACAUUAUAUACAAAGCAACAUUAUAACAGCAAAGGCUUAGCAAAAACAGUAAUACAACAUAACCGAUAUAAUCAAGAACUUUUAUCAUAAUUCAAACUCAUAAAGCUAACAUAUAAUCAAUCAAUUAUAUAAUCAGUAGAAAUCAUAUACAAUACUAAGAAAAUGAGGAAACUUACUCAUUGUAGCUGUAAAAAAGGAUUAAUGCUCAGGACGUCUGUCAUAAAAGACUGGCUUUGACCAGGAAGUAAGGCUCUUUUGAGCAUAUUUGUAAUAACAAAUACAAAACUGUUAUGUAGAAUGAAGAAGACCUUGGUUUCCAGACCUUAGCUCAUAAACUGUUAUGUAGAAUGAAGAAGACCUUGGUUUCCAGACCUUAGCUCAUAAACUGUUAUGUAGAAUGAAGAAGACCUUGGUUUCCAGACCCAGGUCCUGGAAUCUAAAAAUCCAUAAAUGGGCAUAUGGGUAAAAGGAAAAUCCAUAAAUGGGCAUAUGGGUAAAAGGUGCUGGGAAAUAAGGGGAAAUUAGGGAACAGGAUGUUAGUGUAUUUAGAAAACAUAGGAGGUGAUGCCGGUAAAUAAGGUGAUAUGAGGAAGGUCACCAGGUGGAACUUCACUGUGGGACUCUUAAGAAAUACUGGGAACCAAAGAAGAGGCGCUUAGGAGAGCCAAGGUAUAUAUUGAGGAGAUUUUCUGAGGGUCGCGGGUGUGUGUGUGUGUGUGUGUGUGUGUGUGUGUGUGUGUGUGUGUGUGUGUGUGUGUGUGUGUGUGUGUGUGUGUGUGUGUGUGUGUGUGUGUGUGUGUGUGUGUGAAAUUCUUCUGACCAGAUGAAGGAGGCAGCUAAGUUAUGUCCUCUUGAUCCUGAUAGCUCAGAAAACAAAGGGUUUUUUCUUCUGCCUCCUUAAACAGCUUGUCCAUGUAAGACACAUGUAACCACUGAGCUACCACAUCCCUUGUAGAACACCUCGUACUCUAAAACACAUUUUGUUGAUCUGAUCUGCUUUUAAUGACAUUAUACAGAUGUUUUAUUCUUUAUGAUCUUUUAUAGAGAUUAAUGACAAAAUAACAUUUGAGAUUAAAAAUGUUUAGCACAAAUUAAUUAAAAACAUUCAUAAAGACGUCUUGCUCAAAUGUUACUUUUUUGCUUUAUAAGUAUAUCUAAUUUUUUGCUGCAACUCUUAUGUAAAUCUACAUGUGUAUUAAUCAUUAGAGCAUGAUCUGGAUUCUGUUACUGUUUGCUCCAACAUUCAACAUCUGUCUCACAACCCUGAUCAUAAGCUGGUUUAUUUUAACUCUCUCUCUCUCCCCCUCUCUCUCUCUCUCUCCCCCUCUCUCUCUCUCUGUAUUAGAGCAUGGACUCUGUCCUAUAUAGAUGUAAUCUACGUGGAACUCUCAACAGCCUGAAUUAAUGGUGUUAAUGAGGUUCACAUUAAUCUCUAGUGUGAAAAUCUCCUAUAAAAACUUUAACACUUGUGCUUCCCUCGCUCUCUCUUUAUAUUCUAAACAGUAAACUCAUCCAACCAUCAGUCUAUCCAUUAGUCCAUCCAUCCAUCCAUCAUCCACAAACCUUAAUUGAUCAAAUGAUUAUUUUACUAAAACAAAUGUCUGAUUAAACUGAUGUAACUGAUUAAAACCUAUACACAUCGUUCAUUGUGAGAUGUUAACAUGCCACUGUACUGUAGACAAGAGAUCAUCUGAAAACACUGAAACUCUGUCACAACUGUCACGACAUGAUGUCCAGUGUGGACAACUUUGUUGUUGUUAAUGAGAAUUAUUACAAUAAUAUUUAUGGAACAUAACACAAGGCUGUUUUAUUGUAAUAUCUGAUUUAUUAUGACAAACACAAUGGAUUCAGAUCAUUAAUAAUGUUACAAAAUGAAUAAGUUCUACAAAUGUUUCAGAUGAUGAUGGUCUCAGUAUUGGUGGGUUGUAAUAGUCAGUUCUGUGGUGUUCUGUCCUCUGAUUUGUGUCUGUGACACAAACACACUGACAUUUCUGUUACAUCUUCAACUUUAGCUGGAUUAUGGCUGUGUUUGUGUUUUUGAGAUCAGUGUUCUGAUAUUUCAUCAUUUCUCUUCC
This is a messenger RNA of Tachysurus fulvidraco (yellow catfish), 5188 nucleotides long. RefSeq names its product NACHT, LRR and PYD domains-containing protein 4-like. Lineage: Eukaryota; Metazoa; Chordata; Actinopteri; Siluriformes; Bagridae. The record is from RefSeq and is a predicted model, not a curated record. Gene Ontology annotation, molecular function: protein binding. Bases 1 to 2769 code for a protein of 922 amino acids. The transcript has 9 exons.